AUGGAGACCAUAAAAACGUGCAAUUUGAGUGCCCACCAGCAGCUCUGCUCAUUCAUGUCACUUUCUGAGGAUGAUGACCUGGCGCAGCUGAUUCUUGAGGAACUUGCCUUCUCAAGGCGUGCAUUCAUGGGUAUAGCAGCAAGGAUUGCUAACUCACCAUCGAGCAUAUCGAUGUCUGGACUUGAUUCGAUCUCUGAAGACGAAGAGGGGGAGGGAGAAGAAUAG
This is a messenger RNA of Peronospora belbahrii, 225 nucleotides long. Lineage: Eukaryota; Oomycota; Peronosporomycetes; Peronosporales; Peronosporaceae. The record is from the annotation of a GenBank genome assembly.